GAUGGCUAUAGGAAAAGUCCAAAUGAAACAGUAUUGUAUUUCGAGACGGCACAUUAGUACUGUCUACAAACGCUUCCUCGCACGUAUAAGGUGCGUUUUUAUCAAAAGGUUGGGCAGCAAUAUAACACGCACUUCGGAAAUUUACACAAUUCUUAGAUAUUCCAAGCCAAUUCCAAAAGUGCCUGUAUUAAUCCGAUGACCAAAAUUUGGCUCCAAAGUCUUUUCAUAGUAUAUGGCCCCCUUAUGUAUUUAAGUCCAGUUCUUUAGUCUGAGUAUCCAACAACCGACUUUAGCGCAUACUAAAUGGCUCUUAAAGAAAACGUUCUUUAUCCCUCGGACAAGCUCAUUGUUAUUGUACCUGAAUUUCUUCUCUCCUUUAUAUCUCCCAUGCGAUUGUCCGAGAUGGCUUAUAAGCAAGACUAUAUUUUAGAUUGAGAUCCCCUAUUACUCGAUUUGCACGUUUUCUAGGUAUUGCUACCUCCGUCACCCAUCCAACUCGUCGGGAAGCUUCGCUUUAGUGUUAUUCCUCGGUCCACAUGUCCGUGCCAUCAAACUCACCCUUAUAACGAUGCCCAGGCGUGAAGUCUCUGUAGCUAGAAGCUGCGACGAUGUUGAUAGUAUACAUGAUGAAAGGGAAAACUUGUUAUACCAUGAACCACGUGCUAUAACUCUUCCUCCCGGAGUAACAGAGGACAUCUAUAGUAACGUUCGCAACAGUCCGCCUCCGGGGCUCGUGCGAGCCAAAACACCCCAAGCCAUAAGUUACUCUACCUACAAGAGAGCACUAGCUAGCCACGUUCGCAUACUGACCAACAAUGACGUAUCUGUAUUCGGUGACUUUGCCAAGUACAUCGAGCCGGGUUUGGAUUCCGCGGGGCGGCAGGUAGAGCUGGAUCUAACAUGCCACAUAUCCCACACCUCGCUAGACAUGUACACGAGGAAUUCCCGACCGCGGGGCCCCAACGAGGCUGCCCGCACGGAGCCCAUGGCCGUCCUACCGUGCGGCCACUAUUUCGGGUUCAAGGGCAUCGACGACUGGAUCCGGACUCGCGUCAAAGACGAGAUGCCGCCGGACUGCCCCGUCUGCCGCUUCUUCCUCGUGUACCCGCAAUGCGGGCACGAGAUAAAGAUACGGCCGUACGACGCGCGCUUCCAGCGCGACGGGCAGCUCCCGCUGACGAUCCCCGAGGGCGGCACCGUUCCGGGCUAUUGCCUGAGGUGUCGCGUGGACUGGAUUAGGGUGAUGAGCCAACAGCUGGCGUACGAUAUCUACCCUGAUGAUAUACCCGCUCGAGCGUUUAUAAAUCCGCAUUGCUGUGCGCAGGUCGAGUUCGAAAGUAAGAGAAUUAAGUUCCAAGAUAAGAUACUAGAUACGGCUCUCAUGGCCGAAGCAGAUUAUUCCCACUGGUGAUUCGUACCAGAUAACUAACCCCUUAAAGUACCUAACAUAGAUGUACUUAACCUAAUCUGCCUUUUGUUGCAUGUAAUAUGGCGUACUUGGACUCAUAAGGAUUACUCGAGAGAAAGAGAUUGGAAAUAUACCCGCGUGUACCGGCUGAUAUCCUGGAGUAUUUGUUUCAGAGGAACUGCAGGAAAUAGAGUUCAACAUCAGUGUACAUAAAAUUAAAAGUUAGAUAAAAUAAAC
Molecule: messenger RNA, 1645 nt
Organism: Daldinia caldariorum
Lineage: Eukaryota; Fungi; Ascomycota; Sordariomycetes; Xylariales; Hypoxylaceae
Exons: 1
Coding region: 569-1411 (280 amino acids)
Source: RefSeq, a predicted model, not a curated record